Messenger RNA from Vicia faba (fava bean), 1158 nucleotides. NCBI's taxonomy places the organism in Eukaryota, Viridiplantae, Streptophyta, Magnoliopsida, Fabales, Fabaceae. The record is from the annotation of a GenBank genome assembly.
AUGUUUGAUUGGAACGACGAAGAGCUUGCUAAUAUAAUAUGGGAUGAGGGAGGUGAGAGCGAAGACCAUAUUGUGCCUUUUCCGGAAAGAAGUGAAGAUCUUAGAAACAAGAAAGAAGUAAAUCAGGAACCAGCUCUGUGUAAGCUUACCAAGCGGAAGCAACCUGAAACGAAAACUGAUUUUCACGGAAAACCAGGAAGCAGUUCAAACCUUGAUAAUAGUGGAAGACUACUUGCCACAGGAUAUGGAGCAAGCUCAUGGUCGGACUUGUCUUUAUCCAGUGCAACUAAAAUUGAUCAGGGUUCUCUGGGAAAUGACUUAUCUAAAAAUCAAGGUGAACUUAAUAAACUCAGUACAUCAAGAGAUGAAGAGACCACACAUCAUGAAAAUGAUGCUGAAUUGUUUCAAAAUGCCGACGAAGGGAAAGAACAAGGUGAUUUUGUUGAUUACGACUGGGCUAACAUAGGAAGUUUUGAUGACCUUGAUCGGAUUUUCAGCAAUGAUGACCCUAUAUUUGGCCAUGCAAGUCUUGAUAAUUCUGAUGAGCUUUGGUCUGCUAAAGAUGUGAGUAACGAUCAAGCACCAGCAUCCUUGGAUGUACCAAAUCACACAGACACUCUAAGGAAUAGAUCAGGGCAUUUUGAAAUCAAAGAAGAACACAUUCAUUCUAGUGAUCAAUCAUUUUCCCUUAGUUACGAAAAGGUUUCUGGUCCUGCAUAUCAAAGUAUACAAAAUUCACACACAACAACUGAUAACGUGGGAAGUGCUGGAGAUAGAAGUAAGCUUACUGGAAAGGAGCAGCAGAGUUUUAGGCAAAUGAAUCAGUUGAAAAUCCAGGAAAAGUCGCAUAUAAAACAAGAGGGGAAAGAUUUUCAGGAUUAUUAUGGUAAUUGGUCUUCUUCAGCAACAUCGGCAAGACAAUAUGAUAAUCAACUGGCACCUUCUGUCCUACAACCUUUCCCCUCUUCAAUUCUUGAGCAACGGAAGCAACUCCAAGGACCUGAGACACUAUAUCAGAACAUCAUAAAUCCAUAUGCAGCACCUUCUGUGUAUGGUAACCUUACUAAUGCAUAUCCUGCUACGCCAAUGCUAUCACAUAUUCAGUCGGGAAAUCUUAGGCAUCAGCCUGUGCUCUCUGGGAGAAAAUUGAAAAAUUGA